CCUUGGAACAGUGGAAGAGAGUCCCAGGUCGCCUAAGUUCCCAGAGUCAAGAUGAAGGCCGUUGCUGUGAUAUGUCUGUUCCUGCUGGCUGCUCAGGCCACUGCCAACCUCCUCGACGGGCUGGAACACCACGGCCACCACGGAGAACACGGUGAACACGGUGAACACGGAGACCACGGAGACCACGGGCAUGGAGAACACGCUCAUGGUGAACACGGCGAGCACGCUCAUGGAGAACAUGGGGAUCACGCUCAUGGCGACCACGCCCACGGUGAACACGGCGAUCAUGAACAUGGCGACCAUGGAGAACACGCCCACGGUGACCACGGCGCCGGAGAAGCCCACGACGAGGCUCAUGACCACAGCCACGACGAUGUCCAGGUGAACCAGGACCCCUUCGCCAGCGCCCUCGCCGGCGAGCUCGGCGGCGGCUUCCUCUCCUUCCCGACCGACGAGCCCGUCGAGUUCUCCACCGCGCCCGCGCCCGCCACCGCCGCCCCCGCCUUCAACGCCUUUGAACUCGCCGCGCCGUCCUUCGAGCAGGUGCCCCCCGCCCUUGAACCCGCCGCGCCGUCCUUCGAGCAGGUCCCUCCCGCCCUUGAGUCUGCCGCGCCGUCCUUCGAGCAGUCCGCAGCCGCAGAGACGCCCGUGACACAGACCUUCGCCCCGGCCGCCGCCAACAACCUCCAGUUCGCUGAAGAACCGAAGAGCAACGACAUCGAGGCGGCGGCGUCGUCGUCCUCGUCAGGAGAAGCAAAGCAGCUGGACAGCGGCAGCGCCCCCUCGGCCCGCUCCUCCGACUACCCCGAGUACGCGGUCGUGCCCCGGACGUCGUUCAGCUGCGCCGCGCAGGAGACCGGCGGCUACUUCGCGGACCCCGAGGCGGAGUGCCAGGUAUUCCACAUCUGCCUGAACGGCCAGAACAUGGGGUCCUUCCUGUGUCCGAACGGCACGCUCUUCCACCAGCAGUACUUCGUGUGCGACUGGUGGUACAACGUGGACUGCGCCGCCGCCACGCAGAGCUACGGCCUCAACGCCCAGAUCGGAGUCGUGCCGGAGUAGUUUUCCCUGUCCCUGCCUUCCGUGGGUCGAAGUCGUCGGCCGCGGAUGACGAGAUUCUCAUUUCUUUCCCUUGGAGUGUUAGGAAGGUGAUUUUUUUUUUUUUUUUUUUCGCAUUCGGAAAGGGAGUAAAAUAUAUUUUGUGAUUCUGUGGGAGUUUAGACGCGAAAAAAAAAAGUAUUCGAGAAAGCAAGUCAUAUGUUAGGGUAUAUAUAUAUUUUUUUUUUUGUCUAAUUAUCUCAUUUGCUUUCUUUUUUUUCUUCGGAAAGAAUAUAAUGCAAUAGUGUUCUUACGCAUAGUGAUAUCAUAUCAAUAGAUUGCCUGGCGGCUCCCCUCCCCCCCCCCCCCCACCCUUCUACUACAAUUUAAACCCGUAGCGUAGAAUCAGCGAACUCGCCCCUCGAAACAAAAAACAAACAAAAUCAUUAAUAAUACAAUCCCUCACAAAAAAUAACAAAAACAAAAACGAAACACAUAUGGUGGAGCUUUUUCCAAAUCUUUUUUUUUUCAUAUUUUUUUCAGUUCUUUGCCGUAAUUUAUGAUCAUUGCUUCGCUAAGUGUGGACAUUUUAUAUUAUAAGCAAGCUUUAGGAAAUGAGGUUAAUGAACGAGUGUUAGAGUGUGUGUGUUCAUUAACUUUUUAUAUUUUUUAUUCGUGUAUUCAUGCGUAAGUUUGUGGCAUUGUAUGUGCAUAUGAAAAUCGAUACAGAUAUGUGUGUGUGUGUGUAUGUCUGUGUGUAAUAGUAUAAUGUGUAAAGAAUGUGUAAAGUUCAUCUUGACAGAAAAAAAAGUAUGAAUGUGUUCGAUACGGUGCAUUCGAGUCUUGCAGUGUGGGAAUCAUGUUCUCUCUGUGCCAUAGAUCAGACGGAAGCCAGAGUGAUGUUGUGAAUGAAUAAAAAAACAUAAACAAUUCUGAAAGUAUCAUCAAAAAGAUAAGCUCAUUCAUAAAAUCACAUUUGAAAUAGCUAAUAACAUUUUCAGUAAUACACUAACAAUGGCACAUUCAAGUACAAAUAAUGUCAAGUACAUAAAACAGACACACAUUCACAUAUACACAUUAACAGACAUCAUGUCAUUAUUUUGUAUUUCUCAUUCAUCAUCAAUUGUAUUCUGUGUUCUCUCUCAUCUACGCUGUUCAUUUGCUUUCUCUCUCUCCUUUCUUUUAUCUUGUGCUCUAAUUAUGAAGUUUCUUCCCUUUUCCUCUACUUUUUCUCUUCUCUUUAUAUUUCUUCGGUUUCUGUUAAUUAAGAGUUUCUCU
Messenger RNA from Penaeus chinensis, 2316 nucleotides. RefSeq names its product cytochrome c1-like. Gene Ontology annotation, molecular function: chitin binding. Bases 52 to 1062 code for a protein of 336 amino acids. The transcript has 5 exons. Lineage: Eukaryota; Metazoa; Arthropoda; Malacostraca; Decapoda; Penaeidae. Gene Ontology annotation, cellular component: extracellular region. The record is from RefSeq and is a predicted model, not a curated record.